AAAGGCAGCAGCAUUUGAGAUACUUGAUCAAGUCACAUGAUCAAUGUCACAAAUUUAGCUAGAAAUAUUGCAGAAUCUUUAAUAUUUUUAAUUCAUUUUAUGUCAUGACUUUUCUUAUUUGUCAUCAUUUUAAUUAAAAAAAAAAAAUCUUAAAAUUUUCUUUUCAUUUUUAAAUGGGAAAGAAUCCCGGAUUUUUAAUGAAGUCUCUAUCGAGUUCACAUGGUCAAAGUCACAAAGUUGCCUAGAAAUAUUGCAGAAAUUUUUACUGUAAUUUGAAAAAUCUUAAAUCUUUCUUUUAAUUUUUAAAUGUGAAAGAAUUUUAGAUUUUUAGUAAAGUCUCUAUUGAGUUCACAAGAUCAAUGUCACAAAUUAACCAAGAAAUAGUUCAGAAUCUUUAAUAUUUCUAAUUUAUUUUAAGUCAUGAAUUUUAUUAUUUGUCGUAACUUUAAUUAAAAAAAAAAAAAAAAAAUCUUUUUUAAAUUGGAAAGAAUCAGAUUUUCUCUCUAUUUGACCCCAUUGUAUAGCUAAUCUUUAAGCUUCCAACUUCUCCCAUUUCCCCAUAACUUCUAAUUAUCAAAAAAUAAAAAUCAAGCCUUCCAAUCUUCAACUUUACCAAAGAAGCACAGAGGAAUAAAGACACAUCUGCUUGCAGAUCAAUUUGUGAACAGUCAGUCAAGCACUCCUUUCAGCUUAUAGUCACAGAUGCAUAACAAUGCCUGAUAUCCACACAAGUAAACUCUCCCUAUUCAUGUUUACUCUAAAAAAAAGACAAGAAAACUGCGAUGAGUGGUGCUAACAGGCUGCGAACCACUAAAACAUUCCCAUUUCUUUUGGAUCCAUCUUUCUUUUUUCUGUUCUCUAUCUAUCUGUCCCUCUUUAUGUAUCUCUGCCUGUAUCUCUCUGCAUGAAUAGAAAGCCUUCUGCCUUCAGAGAGCAUUUCUUCCUAAUGAGAUUAACCAUCUAGGAACGGUCAUGUCUAGACACCCUGAAUACACAACCCCCUCCCUCCCACCACACACACAUCCACAGGCUCCUUCUCAGGUAAUCCUCACCUGUAAAUUUGCCCCAGGGUUUCUGCCAUAACUCUAUAAUGACUUUAUGUGGCACACUUUCACUGAGACAUUCAGUGAGAUGAUUCAGUCAGAAUCAUGUACUUGAUAUUCCAUCAUUUAUUUUGGACAUCCCUCAAAACAGUUUGUUGAAACAUUAAAGCAUACAAAAAGUCUUAAGGUUCCUUAUUGGCAUCUAUGGUUCCAAAAAGAACCUUUAACAUCCAUGGAACGUUUCCAUUCCACUAGAGGUUCUGUAGAAUGUUCUUCACACCGAGAAAAUGGUUCUUUUAAGAACUGUUCACUUAAAAGUUCUUUGGGGAACCAAAAAUGUUUCUUCUAUGGCAUUGCUGCUGCAAAAACUUUUGGAAACUUUAUUUUUAAGAGUGUAAAAUCAAUCCCCUGAAAACAAAGGUACCAAAAAGGAUUUUACAGCAUGCCAUAACAGAAUGUUUAAAAUUUCAUAAUUCUCUAAAAACAUCUGUACUUGAGUUCUAAAGAACCUAUUUAUUUUCUCUUUUAAAAGAUGAUUCCUAGAACCAAAAGUCUGAUCUGAUGUUUUCAAUACAAUAUCAAGAAUAUUUGAAUCUCCAAAGAACCAUAUAGUCACUCUGAACUGCAAAUACUAAUUCUUGAUAAGUAGAGUGUUGCUUAUGGCUUCAAAGAAUCAUUUAGAAGCUUUAGUUUUAAGACUGUAUGUCAAUAUUUGUCUCAAAACUGCUGUUAAACAACUGUUGACAAAAGACAACCGUAACCAAACCUAAAGGUAAUGAAGGCUAAGAUAGUUCUGUGUGGUCUUUUGUAGUUUCAUCAUGAUUUAAUAUUAUCACUGCAGAUGUGUUUAAGCCACGCCCUAAAGUUGUAAAAGCAUUUCCAUUAAAAUUCAAUGUGAAGGCCAAGAUUGGAACAUAUCAAAAGGAAAAAGUUCACAAGAACCUCAUACUCUAGUGACAACUUCAAUUGCAUUUCAAAUUAUUUGCCAUGGUCUGACCUGGUUGUAAAAAUCAGGACCUGGUGUCUGUAGCAUCAGUGAGAAUUAGUGGAUACGUGUGUGUGAAUUAGCAAACACGAGCGCUGAGUGUGUCAGAUUAUGUUUGUGUGAAGGGGUCAAUGCUGUCAAUUAGAAGGUGAAGUCUUUGCUCUUCCUCACAUUAGCUGGAUUAAUGAAGGGAAUUUUGUGCCUGAUUUGCCAUCCUGUAUGUUUUGGGCCUGUACGUAUUUGCUUAAAAGUCCUUUAGCAGUUCAUAAAGACAUGUUUCCUCUGCUUGUCCCCUUCCUGUUGGGACUCUAUCAAGGCUCUGCUAACUCUCUUUGAUUCUGCCCAUCAGCCAAUGAGAUCAUGACAUUGACUCAUCACCGUGUCACUUCAAAGGCUGGGAAUGGGGGUCCAAGCCCCGCCCACAUCCAGAUCCCACUUAAAGGUGUGGGACACCCCCUCUGCAUCGGUGGCAGAAGCAACAGACAGACACAACACACUGAACCACUUCAUCCUUGGACUUAAUGUAGGAAUUAACUCAAGCCCUUUGAGUUAUUAUGGAGAACUUGUAUUUUUAAUCGAAUCAUCUAGAUAUUGCUCAUUCAGAUCUUCUCUUUGGUCCGUCUCAUUUUCUUCUGGAGGACAUCUUUUGAGAAGCCUAAAUAAUGCAGGCUAUCAGAGACCUCAAGCACAAUUUCAGUCUCCCUCCUCCGCCUUCCAUGGCUGGAGCCGGUGAUUCCUAUCACCAGGGCAACAUCCGAAUGACUCUGGAAGAUCCGGAGCUGUGGAGAUCCUUCCAUGAGAUCGGCACUGAGAUGAUCAUCACCAAACCUGGCAGGAGGAUGUUUCCACACUGCAAAAUCAGCUUGUCUGGAUUGGUGCCAUAUGCAAAGUACAUUUUACUGGUGGACAUGGUGCCAGAAGAUGGUCUGAGAUAUAAGUGGAACAAGGACAAGUGGGAAGUCGCUGGUAAGUCUGAGCCUCAGCCGCCCUACAGGACAUACCUACACCCUGAUUCUCCAGCGCCAGGCAGCCACUGGAUGAAACAGUCUGUGUCCUUCCUCAAGCUCAAGCUUACCAACAAUGCCCUGGACCAACAUGGACAUAUUAUCCUUCACUCCAUGCACCGCUACCAUCCGCGUUUCCAUAUCGUCCAGGCUGAUGAUCUGUACAGCGUACGCUGGAGCGUCUUCCAAACCUUUACCUUCCCCGAGACAUCCUUCACUGCUGUAACUGCAUACCAGAACACAAAGAUUACAAAGUUGAAAAUCGACCACAACCCCUUUGCCAAAGGAUUCAGAGAUGAGGGCACAAACUCUAAAAGACGAGCAAAUAGAAAUCUGGCUGAUUCUGAAAGAGUUGCAAAGAAGAUGAACUUGCCAAAAGAUUCAGAACAUGGAAGCCCACGAGAUAUCCAGCAGUCCUCAUGUGAGGGUCUUGAUGAUGAACACGUGGGCCGUAAGGAGUCGGAGGUGAAGGCCGAGCGUUACUCCCCAUGGGGAGGUGUGUGUGACCGGGACAACGGCCACGCUCUCCGUGCAGAGUCCCCUCUGGGCUCGGACCCUCGGGAAAUUUACAGCUCUGAGCAGCUUGUACCGGGACAAAACACAUACCAGCCUUACAGAUUUCAUGAGUAUGGCAAGUCCCCCUCGCCGUCCUCCUCCAGUGUUGGCAGCAGCAGUGGAUGUGGAAGCCGCUCCAGCUUUGAGUCCCGAGUGCCGGAUGUUGCCACCGUGCCCGAUCAAGAAACCUCCAGCAAGCCCCCCGCCCAUGAGUUCGGCCUGCCUCCGUGCCCGCCACAUCCCUCCACGGGGCACCAGGACUACGCAGGGGUGCUGAACAUGGCCAUAGCCCAGGCCAAGCCAGGUAUGCUGGGCCCCCAUCCUCUCUACACGCCCUACAGUACAGAACAGUCUCUGGGACAGUGGAGCGGGGCAGCGUCCACUCAAUACCCCCCUCCUCCACCACCUCCCCAUCACCACCUGCCCACCGAAUACAGCACCCAGGCCGUCCAUCACGGCUAUCACCACGGAAAUGUAGGUGACUGGAGCCAAUACCCACUGUUCUCUUACUCGUGCUGGUGAGCGAGAGACGGGACGCUUUCUAAAGUCUUGCACGAUGAGGUCUGGAUGUUCAGAUGAUGGGGUACGUCGCCCGGCACCUGCGAGCGCCAGAGAAACACUGAGCGAAAGUGUAAUGAGGAAGUGGCACUAACUAGAAUGUUGUUUGUGAGUCAACUUGGAUGCAAAUAAAAAAUAAAGAACCUGCUUCAGUUUAACAGAAAAAAGUCCGUCUGCUGAUCUGAGUGUCUUUGUUUUCUGUCAGAAAAGACAGUGUGCUUGUCAAUUAUGCUGCAUUAAACGCAUUUGGAAAUGGACUUUUGAUACCUUUUGACUUGAAAACUCAUGCCUGCGUACCGAGGACCAAGAAUGGACUGGUUUUCUUGGCUUUGUUGUUAAAACGUCUAUUUAUUGUGUGUUUGCGUUGGCUGCUACUUAAUAUUAUUUUUGUUGAAAAAAAAGAGAAUCGUGUAAUGUAAAAUGCUGU
Messenger RNA from Onychostoma macrolepis, 4572 nucleotides. RefSeq names its product T-box transcription factor 16 (gene tbx16). Lineage: Eukaryota; Metazoa; Chordata; Actinopteri; Cypriniformes; Cyprinidae. The transcript is spliced from 9 exons. Bases 2691 to 4109 code for a protein of 472 amino acids. Gene Ontology annotation, cellular component: nucleus. Gene Ontology annotation, molecular function: RNA polymerase II cis-regulatory region sequence-specific DNA binding; DNA-binding transcription factor activity, RNA polymerase II-specific. Gene Ontology annotation, biological process: regulation of transcription by RNA polymerase II; positive regulation of DNA-templated transcription; heart morphogenesis. The record is from RefSeq and is a predicted model, not a curated record.